This is a messenger RNA of Mangifera indica (mango), 1409 nucleotides long. RefSeq names its product NDR1/HIN1-like protein 13. The record is from RefSeq and is a predicted model, not a curated record. Bases 444 to 1187 code for a protein of 247 amino acids. The transcript has 2 exons. Gene Ontology annotation, cellular component: plasma membrane. NCBI's taxonomy places the organism in Eukaryota, Viridiplantae, Streptophyta, Magnoliopsida, Sapindales, Anacardiaceae.
AGUCACCAUAAAUUAAAAAAAUUUUAAAACCUUGGUGCCAUUUGCCACUCAUGCCUUUUAACUUUCCACGAGAGACAAGUCCACCUGACCUGAUCCUCAGUCCCUCCUUCACUCCUUUGUAUAACUUUCUCACUCUCUGAAUUUUACCUCUCUCUCUCUGUCCUUCCCUUCUCUCCCAAGUUUUUAAUGACUUUGUCAUCGCGAUCCGAUUUGAUGAAUUUUACUUUACAACCAUCUCUUCAGAUCUAUCCUUUCUGAAUUCGGUUCCAUUUCCGGGUUACGUUCUUUACAUGUUCAUGUCUCUUUGUGCAUUUCUUCACUCUAUUUGAUUCCUUCUUUCAAAUCUUCUUCAUUUUCUUGUGUUUCCCAGAAAAUAUUUCAUCGAAUUUUACUGUUCUUCUGCUCAAGAACUGUAAGUAAAAAUCUAAACUCGAAGAUCAAAAAUGGCUGAUGUACAGAAAGGGAAACCUAUCCUUCAAAAACCACCGGGUUACAAAGACCCAACCGUUCCAGUCCAACGGAACCCGAGAGCACCGCCACGAAAACUAGUCCUCCCACCGUCUUUCCACCAAAAGAAGCAACGCAUGAGCUUUCGCCGUAUCUGCUGCUGCUCCUUUUGCAUCCUAACAUUAUUACUUGUCACCAUAAUUUCAAUAUCUUUUGCAGUUUUUUACCUCUGGUUUGAUCCAAAACUCCCAGUUUUUCACCUACAGUCAUUUUCUUUUCGAUUCUUCAACGUCAGUGUAAAAACCGACGGCACCUACCUGAACGUUGCGACGUUGACAAGAGUAGAAGCACGGAACCCUAAUGAGAAGUUAACGUAUUAUUACGGUGUCUCCGAAGUGGAGGUUAGCGCAGGGAAGGAUAAGGAAAUUGAGUUUGGAUCAAAAAACUUGGCAGGAUUCACUCAAGCCAAACACAGCAUGACGAGUUUAAAGAUCGAGACGAAGAAUAACCAGCUGGUUGAAGAUGGGGCAGGGACAAGGCUAAUGAGUCGAUACAAAAACAAGGACAUGGUGGUGAAUGUUGACAUUCGAACGAGGGUUGGCGUUGGGUGGAAAGGCUGGAAGAUAAGACCUUUGAACCUGGGUGUUAAUGUCAUCUGUGGCGGUGUAACAUUGAAGACUCUCAAUGGAGAAAUGCCCAAAUGCACCAUUAAUUUACUCAAAUGGAUUAACAUUCAUUGAGGAGAGGGGUGUUUUUCAAGAAGAUGAUGAUUGGGAAUACAUGUAAGUUGAGAGGUGAGAACCGGGGUUUGUGUAAAUUAAUUUAAUUUCCUGGUGAAGAAUCUUUUUCUGUAAAUUGUGGGGAAGAUAAUUCCCGAUGAAGCUGAUAGAGACACAGACAGGCUGCCAUUUUCUUUGAAUAAUAAAAUAAAAUGGAAGAAGGUGUAACAUCCAUUUGUAAUA